Vespula pensylvanica (western yellowjacket) is the source of this 2557-nucleotide messenger RNA. RefSeq lists its product as uncharacterized. Lineage: Eukaryota; Metazoa; Arthropoda; Insecta; Hymenoptera; Vespidae. The record is from RefSeq and is a predicted model, not a curated record. Bases 482 to 2251 code for a protein of 589 amino acids. The transcript has 5 exons.
AGAGAGAGAGAGAGAGAGAGAGAAAGAGAGAAAGAGGGGAGAGGACCGAACCUGUUAUUAACCGGUAAACGCGCAGCCGCGCUCCUGUCAAGGUGGUGGUAAUGAACCGACGAGAAGGUGCAGAGAUUCGAAAUGCUUUUAAAGACAGGGAACGGUACGGUCAUCCGGCCGGUGCGAAAAUCAAAUGACGAAUCGCCCGAGAGAUCGGGCACGAUGCUUCUUCUUCCUCGUGUGUUUCCUUUCUCGUACGGUCCUCGAGCUUUUCGAUCGUUCUUCCAAUAGAAAAGAAGAAGAAGAAGAGGAGGAGGCUCGAUCGUGAUAUGUUGGAGAGGUGUUUCAGAGAAAAAGGAAGAGGAAAAAAGAGAAGGAGUUGUGUCGUCCUUGUGAUCGGCUAGAUCGAGAAAGUAAGAGAAAAAAGAUUAGGAAGGAAAAAAGGAAUAAGAAGAAAAAGAAGAAGAAUAAAAAAGAAAUAUAAGGAAGUAUGUCGUCGAACGGUGAGUUCUCGACAAUGUCCAGCGAGGAAAUGCCCUCGUUACCGAAGAGUCUACCGAGUUCUCGCGAGGCGACGGCCGAGGGUAGUUCCGGCUCGAGUGGCGGAUAUAUGCCGCUUCGAGAGUUCCUAGAUCGAUUUUCGCUACCGAGGGUCGUCAGGCUUGAAGGUACCAGCGGCAGGCCCGUCCUCCUUUACAAACAACAACAGAGAUCUCUUCGAGUAACUGCUACCUUACUGAUACAUCGAUAUCGACACGACGUUAAAGUAGGACCAGAAAUUGUCAUUCCUGAGGGUUAUCCAGGAUGGUUUUCUGUGAUAUCCGGUAAUAACACAACGGGUAGUGCACGCGUCUACAGAAGGGUGGAAUCCUUGGUACGAGCCGGUGUACCAGCUUUCCUUCUGGCGGCGCCAUUGAGAGCAUAUACACUUACGCACUCGAAAAUGGAAAAUGGGAAUCUUCGUGCUCACUACACAAAAACUACGAUAAGAGCCGGUGAGAUACUGCGACUGAUAGCCGUUUUUCAAGAUACGAGAAAAUGCACCUCGGUUACUUUCGGUAUCUCCGGAGGAUCAUCGGAGAGAGAUCAAUACGCGCAAUGUUUGGAUCCUCACGGACGAGAAGUGUUUGCACCACUCUCAGCGAGGGGUGAAUUUUACGCGAUAUGUCAGAACGGAAGUACGGAUACUGGAAGCGAUGCAGUGCUCUAUAAAGUUCAUCAUCUUGCAAAGAGGCCUUUACCUUUGAGAGUACGACUGAUAGCAGGUCCACUGCCGGUUCCAUUACCAAGAGAAUAUGGUGGUUUGAUGCAAUUGGAAUCUUCAACGCGUGGUCCUAUCGUUUUAGGAUGUAUAGUUCCAGAAAGGCCGGUCCAUAAUCCAGAAAUGUUGGAAUUAGUAGUAUCUGGUAAUGGUGCACCUAGAGUGAGAAGAGCACGAUUAGGUUAUCCAUCAGAAGCAAGAUUGUUGGCAUCACCGAAGAUGCAAAGACUCCUUGCCGCGUGCAGCCGAGCAGUCGGAGAUCGUGCAACGGAACCACGAGUGGCACCUUUGAAAUUACAUCCAAGCACGGAGAACUUAAAGGAGAUGCAUUUGAAGAAGAUCAAGCCGAAGCCGGAAACGAGACCGAUACUUCAGAGUUUGAGGGAUGGCCUGGAGCAACUGAAGAAGACUACUGUUAGGGAAAGAAGCCGGACGAGGCAGAAUUCUGGAAAUGGUUUUCUAGAAAGGAUCUCGAAGCUUGCUCAAGGUAGUCGUAGCAGAAAUCCCGCUAAGAAAUCAGCGUCGUUCACAUUCGCUGUUAGACCCGAAGUCGCUAUGAAGUCUCAGGAACGCUACUCCAGUUUGGAGCCAGAAACUACCUCUCGACAGAGUCGCGUGGACUCUUCCAAACAACCUGUACAAAGAUCGGUGUCGACCAGUGUCUUGGAGGUUCCACCAACGAGCGUCGAACUUCAACCGAAUUAUUCUCGCGUCCGUGACAGUCUGACACCUCUUCCGCCAGUUCCACAACCGACGAAACCCAAAGCCGAUGAGAUUUAUGCAGAGAUAUGCGACAAUAACACGACUGUCCAGAUACAAAACUGUCCUGGAAGUCACGUCAUGGCUAGCAUUAAGAUUAUCGUAAAGGGUAAUGACGCUCCGUUGGAAGAACAAAAUCCAAUCCGCAAGAAUAGAUAUAUCAAUUCGAUAAUAAUUAACGAUCAGAUCGACUCAAUUAUCAGCACAGAGGACGAAGUUAUUUACAAUACGAUAUUUUGAACAGAUUGGAUUACGAUCUAUCUAUGUAUUUCGAUUAUUCUUUUUUUUUUUGGAGCCAUCAGAGAUACCAUUUAGAAAAUAGAGAUGGGCUGUGCUUCGUGAUCAAUAUCGCACCGAUCGUACUUCUCUCGUAGUUAUUCUUUUUCAAUUUGUAUUAUAUUUACGUAAGGAAAAUUCUUUGGAAUAAGUAUGCGUAAGUUUAGUUACGAGUCUAAUAUACUUUGUACAUAUUUUUUGCCACAUGCGUUAACUGUAAUAAGGCUACGUACGCGCGCAUAUUAAAACUGCAGAUCGCUCGAUGUAAUU